AUGGCUGCCAACGGUAUGACGCUGCGAAGCGGCAGGGUUUUGGGCGCUGCUCCACCAUCACCAGUGCCACCGCCGGCUGCGAUCCAACCAGGACAAUUCCCUCCGGGUUUGCCAGCUUUCAAUACACUAAUGGGACUACCGCCGGCAGUGCGCAUGACAAUUCUUGGAACUGUGUUCCAAGGGCAACCCAGGAUGGAUCUUGAAGAUCUUUUAAGACCUCGAGACCUGGCCAGCUUCUGUUUAGUCUGCCAACAACUCAAGGCCGAGGCCACAGAAGCUUACUUUAGAGUCAGCCUCUUUGAUGUCACAGUCCUCACCUCGGUCCACGAUGUACAGUUCCUCCGGACGUCAGUCAAUUGGGGGCAGCCGCCUACGCCCAACAGACCAUUCUUGUAUACCUUUCAGGAAUUCCCGCGAAGUGCUGGGGAGUUCCCCUGGGAUACAUGCUAUCAGUGGGUGAAGGACGCCGGACCAUUCAUAAGGAACGUCAAUUUCAACGUCAUAACACCGCUCAGAGCCUACGAGCCAAUGGUCAGCGUCGCCCGUCGAAACCAGCUCCAAUGGAACUACCCAAUCCACGGUCUAUUCUCCGUGCAAGUAUUGCCGGGUCCUGGGGCCAACGUGAGGACGGUGUGGUUUCCGCCCACGUACCCACCGGCCCCCGUGCCCGCCGGACUCAUGCUCCCGCCGGCUGCGGUGGCCGGAAUCCCGUACCCUUACUAUCCUGCCAACUCCAGUGCCUUCGACGGACAGUGUCAGCGUGCAAACAUCGAGGCUCGUAGGCUGCGACAGUCGUAUCUGCCAGCGGUGCAACCACCUGGAGCGAUGGGAUUCACAGGCUUCACCCUUCUGGAUUUGAGCGAGAUAGCUGUCAGGUACUUCACCAAUUUCCCAGUCAUAUGGGACAGAGGACCUGGUCUCAUCUAA
Diaporthe amygdali is the source of this 927-nucleotide messenger RNA. RefSeq lists its product as uncharacterized. The coding region runs from base 1 to 927 and encodes 308 amino acids. NCBI's taxonomy places the organism in Eukaryota, Fungi, Ascomycota, Sordariomycetes, Diaporthales, Diaporthaceae. The record is from RefSeq and is a predicted model, not a curated record. The transcript is spliced from 3 exons.